GUUGCAGGAUUUGAGGGCGUCGUCGUAGUAGAUGAUCUGGACGUAGUUGUAGUAGAUGGUCUAGGAAUGGUUGUAGCAGUUGAUCUAGGCGUGGUUGCAGAUGAUGCUGCAUUGGUGUUUGUAGUAAACCUGGAUGUUGUGGGCGCGGGCGCAGUGGAUGCUCUGGUCGUGGCGGUAGUGGAUGAUCUAGGCGUGGUUGUGGUAGUUGAUCUAUGCGUGGCUUUAGUGUUCAAUCUAGGCGUGGUUAUUGUUAACCUAGGCGUGGUGAUAGGAGUAGAUGCUCUGGAUGUGGUUGUAGUAGAUGAUGUAGGUGUGGUUGUAGGAAUUAGAGUAGUCGUAGCAGAUGCUCGGAUCGAAGUUGUGGUAGAUGAUCUAAGCGUGACUGCAGAAUAUGGCGUGGUCGUAGUAGAUGGUCUGGACGUAGUUGUAGUAGAUAAUCUAGGUGUGGUUGUAGAUGUGGCCGUGCUAGUAGACGCUCUGAACGUGGUUGUUGUAGAUAGUGGAGGCGUGGUUGUUGAGGAUAAUCUAGGCAUGGUAGUAGAUGCAGGAGUAAUCGUAGUAGACCUAGACGUUGAAAGUGUAGUCGCAGCUGAUUUAGGCGUCGUAGGUGUGAACGAAGUAAGCCUUGACAUUGUGGUCGUAGUAGAUGCCCUAGGUGUGGUAGAAGGAGAUGUUGCAAAGUUGGUCGCAACAGGCCUAGAAGUUGUGAAUGUGGUCCUAACAGAUGCUUUAAGCAUAGUUGUAGUAGGUGUUGCAUUAGUUAUAGUAGACCUAAAGGUUGUGGACAUGGACAAAUUAGAUGCUAUGGAUGUGGUUGUAGUAGAUAGUUUAGGCGUGGUAGUAGGAGAUGUUGCAGUGGUGCUCGUGGUAGAGGACGUUGUGUAUGCAGUCGUUGUUGAUUCGGGCGACGUAGGUGUAAACGUAGAGGACCUUGAUGUUGUAGGCAGUGUUGCAGUUGUGAGUGCGGCUGUGGUGAUACCUGUAGACAGUUGUUAG
Strongylus vulgaris is the source of this 996-nucleotide messenger RNA. Lineage: Eukaryota; Metazoa; Nematoda; Chromadorea; Rhabditida; Strongylidae. The record is from the annotation of a GenBank genome assembly.